UUUUUUCCUGUUCUCUUCAACUGGUGCUGCUCAAACCACAGUUCACUGGCUGCCUGCAUCCUAUCAGAGAGCCCUCAGCUGCAGCAUGGGUGCUCUUCCAAUGCACUGGGUCUUAUGGAUGAGUGUUUUAAUGUUUGCAGGGAUAAAAAAGGCAAGCGGCUCAAACGUUUGCACCUCCAGAGGAGCCAGUACAUGCAAGCAAUGUCUGGCUGUGCACCCCAGCUGUGCUUGGUGUUUCAAAGAGGACUUUGGCCAUGGAGUUGCCAGCUUAUCACGCUGCGAUCUGAAGAAAAAUCUGAUUGCAGCAGGAUGUGAUCAGUCAAAUCUAGAGUCUCCAACCAGCAGACUCCAGGUGAUCGAGGACCGGCCUCUCAGCAACAAGGCGGCUGGAGCAACCCAAGAUGUCACCCAGAUGAAGCCGCAGAAACUGCACAUCACUUUAAGACCAGAUGAUGCAAAGCGCUUCACAGUAAAGGUUCGUCAGGUAGAAGACUACCCUGUUGACCUUUACUACCUCAUGGACCUUUCCUACUCAAUGAACGAUGACCUUUUCCGCUUGAGGACACUGGGUCGAGGCAUUGCUGAGGCCAUGAACCGAACAACCAGCAACCUUCGCAUGGGCUUCGGGGCAUUUGUGGACAAACCACUUUCACCGUAUAUGUACAUCUCACCUGAGGCAGCUGUGAAAAAUCCCUGCUACAGCAUUAAUACCACCUGUCUGCCCCAGUUUGGCUACAAACACGUGCUGUCUCUGACGGAGGAAGUUGGCCGCUUCACAGAGGAGGUGAAGAAACAGAUUGUGUCCAGGAACAGAGAUGCCCCCGAGGGAGGAUUCGAUGCAAUCAUCCAGGCUGCUGUGUGCAAGGAGCAGAUCGGCUGGCGUCCAGGUGCUUCGCACCUUCUGAUUUUUACCUCAGAUGCUAAAACCCAUGUAGCUUUAGAUGGUCGACUUGCUGGAAUCGUGCGGCCCAACGAUGGAGAGUGCCAUCUGAACUCUGACAAUAUGUACAGCAUGUCAACCACUAUGGAUUAUCCAUCCCUUGCUUUGAUCACAGAGAAGAUGUCAGAGAACAACAUCAACCUCAUCUUUGCAGUAACAAACUCUGUGGUGUCCCUUUACAAGAACUACAGUGAGCUUAUUCCCGGCACCACAGUAGGAACGCUGUCAAACGACUCUGGAAACGUUAUCCAACUCAUCCUUAAAGCUUACGCAGAAAUUCGUUCUAAGGUGGAGCUGGAGCUUCUGGGUGUCCCAGAGGAGCUGUCCUUGUCCUUUAACGCCACCUGUCUGAAUGGAGAACUCAUCCCAGGCAUGAAGUCCUGCUCUGGGCACAAAAUAGGGGACACGGUCUCGUUCAGCGUGGAGGCCCGUGCUCGAGGCUGUCCCAAACAAAAGAAGAAAACAUUCAUCAUCAAGCCUGUGGGCUUCAAGGACUCCCUCUCCAUUACUGUCACCUUUGAGUGUGACUGCAAGUGCCAGAGCAAAGCCCAGCUAAACAGCCCUAAAUGUAGCAACGGGAAUGGCACCUAUGAGUGCGGCAUGUGCCUGUGCCACCCCGGCAGGUUAGGGCCAUACUGCGAGUGUGCAGAGGGUGACUAUAACCCCAUGGAGCAGGACCGCUGUAACGGGCCUGAAGGGUCCGGAGGAGCCGUCUGCAGUGGCCGCGGUGACUGUGUGUGCGGUCAGUGUGUGUGCCACAGCAGCGACUUUGGAAAGGUGUGGGGGAAUCUGUGUGAGUGUGAUGACUUCAACUGCCUGAGAUACAAAGGAGAACUAUGCUCAGGCCAUGGGGUGUGUAACUGCGGUUUCUGCCAGUGUGCACCAGACUGGCAGGGCGAGAACUGCAAUUGCUCCCGACGCACAGACACCUGCAUGUCCAACCUGGGUCUACUCUGCAGCGGCAGGGGCCAGUGUGUUUGCGGGGUCUGUGAGUGUACACAGCCGGGGGCCUACGGGGCCACAUGUGACAAGUGCCCUACUUGCCCAGACGCUUGUACCAUGAAGAAGGAGUGUGUGGAAUGUAAGCACUUCAAGAGAGGCAAGCUGCAUGACGAUAACACCUGCAGUCAAAUUUGCAAGGAUGAGAUUGUACUUGUUGAUGAAAUAGUGCUCCAUGAUACAAAUGCUGUAAACUGCUCAUAUAAAGAUCAGGAUGACUGUGUGGAGCGAUUCCAGUAUUACGAGGACGCCAGCGGCAAAUCCAUCUUAUUUGUGGUCAAAACGCCUGACUGCCCUAAAGGUCCGGACAUUUUGGUGGUGCUCCUGUCUGUGGCAGGAGCCAUCUUAUUCCUCGGCCUUGCCGCUCUGCUGAUCUGGAAGCUGCUGGUUACCAUCCAUGACAGGCGGGAGUUUGCCAAAUUCGAGGAAGAGCGUGCUCGGGCCAAGUGGGACACGGGGCACAAUCCUCUUUACAAAGGAGCGACAUCUACAUUCACCAACAUCACGUACAGAGGAAAAGACUGAUGCUACUGAAAGAAUAAAAAAGAGAUGUAGAGCAUGAAAUACUGGACUGAUAAGAUCCUUUGGGAGAGUGCGGCGAGUCUUGUGCAGCCUUCUACUGUCAUUUAAUAAUAAUGUGUGUAAAUAUGUAGAAAUUAUUCUGAGGAAGAAUUUUCUAAGUAUUAAUUUCCUUCACAAUGAUGAAAAAUAGUUAAUGCUUUUAUGAUUUACAGAGGUUAAUUUUCUGCUCAGGCAUAAAUAAAGAUUUGUGGUCUCCUCAUAUAUAUUGUACAGUAUGUCUUGGCAAUAUAUGCUUCUAUCUCUGAUACUCUUUGAAAAGCAAAUAUUGGUUUGUAGAUUAUUUUUAUUUUCAUGUUCAACAAAAAAGGAAUCCAAUAAAAAAGCAAGACUUAGACAACCGCGGUGGCAGCUGAACAAUGAUGUAGAGUGAUAUUGUUUCUCUAAAAAAAAAAAAACAAAGUCAAGAGCAUAGCACAAUGGCAACCCAAGAAGAAAGUAAAGAUUUCAACGCCUCCAGCUUGAAUGUGAGAACAUAAGAUUUAUGCUUUGAUUGUUCUUGUUAGGAGGAUAAAUUCAGAUGUAAUGCCUGAGAGCAGUAGCUUGGAGACAGAUUACCGCCCCACCCAAGGAUUAAAAAAAGGAACUAUAAUACUUACUUUAAAACAAGAUGGUUUAGUUUUAUGUGGUAUCCAAAACAUGAUCAUUUGUUUUUCUUAGCUUAAAAGUAUUCUCAGAUACUCAAAUAAUGAGAUAAUUACCUCUUCAGUUUUCAGCUCCUUUCACAAUUAGCAGUUUUAGAGCCCCUUCCCUUUUAAGCCAGUAAGCUUUUUCUGUCCACCUCACCCAACCUCAAAGCUUUCACUCUCAAUAUCUUUAAAAAUGGUUACAAACAGAUGCCUAAUGUUACAACCAUAGACCCAGAAGCUAAAGAAGUAGACACUUCUGCUGAGCCAGCAAGGAUGUAGCAACUGGUUUCUGGAUGAUAAGUAAGUUGCCUAUUUUUACAGAGCUACCUUGAAAGUCAGGCUUCUGGAGUGUUAUCUAUUGGUUUGUGUAAGAUACUUCCAGGAGGACACCAAUUGCGUUAGCACUCCUUCGAGAAUUUUAAUGAAGAAAUCAGAAAAGUGCUGAUCAUCACCUGUAAAUUAUUAGAUUGCAUAUAAUACUUAUAAAUGUGUUAGAUUUUGUUUGUUAUAGUUUUAUCCCCCUGGGGCUACUGUGAGGUUCAGUGAUGGCCGAUAAUGACGUCAUUUUUGGGAAAUUUGACUUUUAAAAUAGCCACUGCUUUUUAGAAGCAGUUGCAGUAGAGAUCCAAAUGUAUGUAUGAAAAUUUUUUGCAUAAUAGGUCUCCUUUAAGAGCACUAUGUGGUGAGAAAACUCUGCCUGUUAUUUUGCUUUUUAAAUAUUUGAAUUCUUGCCAUAAUAAGAUCAUUUUUGCUUCAUUUCUUACCAGCAUUGUUAUUUUGAUGUGCUCAGGCUUGUAUAAGGGCAACUUUCACAGCAAUGUAACUCCAAUAAAACUACUUCACAUAAGUUAUAUAGGAGUGUCAUGCUGUGUUUGGCAAAAACAUUAAAGCUGUAAAUGGAAACAGAUGGACAUUUCACUUUUAACACUUUAAACAUAUAUUUUUUUACUUGUAAGAAGCUGAAUUCUGCUACAGUAUUGAAACAUCAUCUAAGGAGACUGUCUGACCUACCAUGUUUUCAGAUUACAAGCUAUCCUCCAUAAACAGC
Cyprinodon variegatus (sheepshead minnow) is the source of this 4195-nucleotide messenger RNA. It is a transcript of the gene itgb3b, whose product is annotated as integrin subunit beta 3. Gene Ontology annotation, cellular component: cell surface; integrin complex; focal adhesion. Gene Ontology annotation, biological process: cell migration; cell-matrix adhesion; integrin-mediated signaling pathway. NCBI's taxonomy places the organism in Eukaryota, Metazoa, Chordata, Actinopteri, Cyprinodontiformes, Cyprinodontidae. Gene Ontology annotation, molecular function: integrin binding; fibrinogen binding; fibronectin binding. Bases 86 to 2464 code for a protein of 792 amino acids. The transcript is spliced from 15 exons. The record is from RefSeq and is a predicted model, not a curated record.